UUCGCCUCCGCCUGCGCGCUCCUCUUCUUAAUGGCGGGCGGUGGCUGCUGAGGGGGCACGCCGAGGACCGCGCCGCCAGCACGGGGGAAAGUUUCCCUGCCGCUUCCUCUCCGCUCGCCGCCGGCGGUGCCCCAGCUCGCCAGCAUGUCGGUGGUGCCGCCCAACCGCUCGCAGACCGGCUGGCCCCGGGGGGUCACGCAGUUCGGCAACAAGUACAUCCAGCAGACCAAGCCCCUCACCCUGGAGCGCACCAUCAACCUGUACCCUCUUACCAAUUAUACUUUUGGUACAAAAGAGCCCCUCUAUGAGAAAGACAGUUCUGUUGCAGCCAGAUUUCAGCGCAUGAGAGAGGAAUUUGAUAAAAUUGGAAUGAGGAGGACUGUCGAAGGGGUUCUGAUUGUACAUGAGCAUCGGCUACCUCAUGUAUUACUGCUACAGCUGGGAACAACUUUCUUCAAAUUACCCGGUGGUGAACUUAACCCAGGAGAAGAUGAAGUUGAAGGAUUAAAACGCUUAAUGACAGAGAUACUUGGUCGUCAGGAUGGAGUCCUGCAGGACUGGGUCAUUGAUGAUUGCAUUGGUAACUGGUGGAGACCAAAUUUUGAGCCUCCUCAGUAUCCAUAUAUUCCUGCACAUAUUACAAAACCUAAGGAACAUAAGAAGUUGUUUUUGGUUCAGCUUCAAGAGAAAGCCUUGUUUGCAGUUCCUAAGAAUUAUAAGCUGGUAGCUGCGCCAUUGUUUGAAUUGUAUGACAAUGCACCAGGAUAUGGACCUAUCAUUUCUAGUCUUCCUCAGCUUUUGAGCAGGUUCAAUUUUAUAUACAACUGAAGACCUACGCAGUGGAGAAGUCAAAGAAGUGGCCUCUGCAAGCACAGCUGUACACAGUGUAGAUUAAAUUCCAUAGACGUGGUUUUGGUUUUAUCUUUCUUGAUCCCUAACUUGACACUGACUCCUUGUUGGAUAGUAAAGUUAAUAUGAACAACUAGAUAGUGGUGUAAACAAAUGUGAUUAUGUUUAUUUUUGGUUUUACCUAUAUUUUUUUGUACUACAUUAAAGAAAGUGGACUUCUAUUUGUUAUUAUCUUUUUUUCCUAUUUCACAUUAAGCUUAUAAAACUCUUACGGGUGAGGAUGAUAAAUUUUCCCUUCCUAGGCUGGUGAAUGAGAGUGACACAUUUAGAUCAGUUAAGCAUCUGGGACCCUUGCUCCAAUGCCUUUCUUGCAGGUAUACUGCAAGACAGUGUUAAGAUCUUGUGAUGAGAUUCUUCUGCUUUUUUAGAGAUUUGCUUGAUUGAGACCAAGGUGCAGCUCCUAGUAUAUUACUGGUUGAUAACAUUUUAAACUGGUAUGUCAAGACCCUAGCUAGGAGAAUUAAUGCAUUGAGAUUAGUCAGCAAAAUUGUGGGAAUUGGUGUAAGAGGUGACUCAUCUAGAACUCAGAAUGAAGACGUAUUUUCCUUUACAUGAGGAUAUUAUUUGUCCUGUUGUGAAAUUCUGUGUUCUUAUUUUUAGUGAUGUAGUAAAGUGAUAUGUGAAGAUAAAUUCUAAAAGUGGGUUAGGUUUUUAGUUCAAUUGGCAAUUCAUAAAGAUGAAUAUUUUGGUUUUAGCAGGUUAUUUGUAAAGCGAAAUCUUUACAAAAUAAGUUUGUAAUGUGAGUCAGCUGAAAACUAAAGGUAAAGUAGUGGUUACAUUUUGAAAGCCUAGACAGAAAUGUCAAAUUAAGCAAUUUUAAAACACUAUUAGGAGUAAGUUUGGAGGAAUAAGAAUAAUCUUCAGGCAAAGUAGUUUAACGUUAAGGAUACCAUAUAAUGUAAGAUGCAGUGACAAAGAAGAGAGGUUGGUUUAGUUGUUCUUAAUAGAAAUGAAUGAAUGAUUAUUCUUUUUUAUGGUGUUGAUCACAAGAAUAGUCUCUUGAAUAUUGGAUUAUGUAAAGGUAUCGUUUAUUUUUCCCUUUUUAGAUGAAAAAUUCGACCAAGAAUAAUUAAGAGACUAAGCAUUCAAGAGUGUUUAAAGUCCUGCUAAAUCUAUAGUUAAACGAUCCAGUGUAUUCUUACUGGGUCUGUGCAUAGUAAUGGUUUAGUGCAGGUGAUCAAAACUGAUUUCCUUUGAGAAAGUCCCAAGUUCCCUGGAUAGCCCUCUUCCCUUAAGGGCCAAGAGUACUUCCCUCUCUGGUUUACACUACAGUAUAAUUUUCUGGUGAGCUUAUUAGCUGAGUUUGUAUUGGAGAAGAAAGAGAGAUGGAGAUGCUUGAUCCUGCUCAUUUCUCAGUUAAAAAGCUACAGUGAACUACAUUGCUGAUGUUUCGACUUUUGCUGUGUGAGAGAAUGGAGAAAGGAUCGAGUUUCUUGGUCUGGUUUAUAAAGUGCACUCCAUAAGGAGAAUCUGAGUUGUCUUCUAAUUUGAGGUUGCUUACGUCCUUAGUAUAUUAACCUAAAAGUGCUUGAUUUAGAAAUGCUUCUUUUUUGAGAAAAAAUUUAUUGAGAAACCAUGAAUUACGAAGUUAUUCACGAUUUUUAGGGGUACAGUGUCAACACCGUCCUUUCACCUGUGGCCACUUUGCUCUACCAAGUCCCCAGUUAACCUCCUGCUCCCAUCUGGUCUCUGGCAGGCACUUUUUCUCUUUUGCCUUUAAGCAACAUGGUUUACAAUAAUGUUACUAAUAGGGUAUUAUGCAUAAUCUUUUCCUCCUUUCAGCACCCAAUCCUAGUGUAGAGUGACUGCUUCCCUGGGUCAUUGUCGUAACAGUUCCUUCCUGGACUUAUCCCACUUCCCCUCACAAUGGCAAAAUUCCUACUAUGGACCUGUUCUCUUGCUCUUUAUUUCUAUUGCCUUUGGGCAUUAUUUAUUUCCCUAUUGUGUUUCUUUAUAUCCUGCAAAUGAGUGAGAUCUUUGCCUUGUUGCUUUCCCACUAUUUCGCUUAGCAUACUCUAGAUUCAUCCAUGCAAGCAGCAAUUUGCACUUCAUCUUUUCUAACAGCUGUGUAGUAUUUCAUUGUAUAUGUCAAUAGCUUUUUCCAUCCAGUUCUUGAGUUAUUGCCACAUUUUGCCUAUUGUGAAUAAUGCUGCAAUGAACAGAAGAGUGCAGAUAUCUUUUGUGCAUUAUUUUUGAUCCCUCCCUUGGGUUAUAUUCCUAGGAGUGGAGUUGCUGGGUCAUAUGGAAGCUCAAUUCCUAGUUUUUUGAGGAAUGUCCGUAUUCCAAAACCAGUUGACAUUCCUACCAACAGUGAAUGAGGGUCCUCCUUACACCCACCCAACGCCCACACCAACACUGGUUGUUCUUUGUGGUGAGUGCCAGUCUCUUUUGUAUGAGGUGAUAUCUCAUUGUUUUGAUUUGCAUUUUCCUGAUGAUUAGUGAUAGAGAACACUUCUUGAUAAUGCCAUUUGGCCAUUUGUAUUUCUUCUUUGAGGAAGUUUUUGUUUUCUCCAUUUUUUGAUGGGGUUGGACUUUUUUUUGUAAAGUUCUACCAGUGCUUUAUAUAUUUUUGAUUUUUUAACUCUUUAUCAGAUGUGUGGUGGGUAAAUAAUUUCUCCCAGUCUGUGUGCCGUCUUUGUGUUCUGGCCUUCAUUUUCUUUGAGGUGUGGAAACUCUUAAUGUAGUCCCAUUUGUUGAUCUUUGCUUUCCACUUGUGACGUUUCAUCCUCAAAGAUGCCUCUAGUAGAAAUGCUUUCUUAAUCUCUAGUAGUUACUCCUACACUAAGACCUAGGUGAGAAAAAUCAUAUUUUAUAUAUAAGUUGACAAGAUUCCUAACUUGGAAUGUAAGAGAUCAGUUUUGAAUAUAAAUUCAAAGAAAUCUUUGAGACUGGUUUUGAACUGGUCAGUUACAGUUGUACCUUAAUAGUUUCUUAUUGCAGGUUUCCUGAUCUAAUUAAAAAACUAGGGAAAUUCAGAUUUGACUAGAUACUACAGUUAUCAGAAUUGGGUACAAGGGUUAAAGUAAAGGUCACACUUCACGAGCCAACAGUCAAACUGUGCAUUCCAAUCCUCUGUAUACUAAAGCAGCUGUUUUCAGAUGAGUUCUUGGUUAGCAGACAUUGUUAAUGACUUUUAGGUUCCCAGUUUGAUUGUAAAUGAUAAUCCCUUUGGCUUUAAAAUAUGCCAUGUUAUUUUUCCCUGAGUGAUACAAGCAGUAUAUACUCUUAUAACUCUAUAGAAUAUUGGAAAAUAUUCUAUAUAUUGGGGGGAGGAGUUUUUACUGAAAUGAUUUUUGUGUGUGAUUCUGGGCCUCAUUGAGAGGCAUGUACUCCCCACUGAGCCACAUUGCUGGUCUCAUCAAAUAUUUAAACUGCAUUUAUGAUUGACAGCCCUAUAGAAAUGGAGAAAAUUUCCCUAAAUGAUAACAUGAUUUUCACCAUUUUAAAAAUGUUUUAGUUCUGUAUGUGAAUUUGUAUUUUUAUCAUGAAUUUUAUAAUCAGCAUUAAUUACAAGGUUCAAAGUCAGUAUUUAAGUAAAACCACCAUAAUACUCGGUCUACUUUCUAGUAUUUUUAAUUAGUUGUGAAAAGUAGAGGUUCCUCAAUUCAGCUGACCUAUAAAACAAUCAGUUUAAAAGUUCCAUUCUUAAAGCUGACUCUCAAUCUCCCGAGUAAGUAGUGGCUUUAUUUUUAUGAAAGUAUCUGCUCACUUGAAAUGAAAUGCUUGGAGGAGUAGUUUAUCUACAGAAAGGUCCUUAAGCUUACUACCUAUCAAACUACCAAUUCAUAGUGUUGGAACACCUUAUGCUGAUCACCAUCAUUAAGACUACUUCUGGGAGUACGCAGCUUUGUAUAGCAUAUUUCCAAAGAAGACUUGGUUUUAACUGCGGUAUAAGUCAGCUUCUGUAGCAUGAGAUUUGAUAUCUAAUAAUUAUUUUACUUGUUGUACAUCAUUAUUUGGGCCCAAAUGGACUGAUUUCAAGCAGUAUACCUUUAUUCAAUUACAUGAGAGAAACAAUGCUGUAAUUUGACUUGUCAAAAACUUUCAUAUUGACUCAAAUUAUAUUAAUCAAAUUUGUGUUUGUGGAAAAAACAAAAAAUAGACUGAAGCCUAAAUCCAGAUUAAGCCAGUUAAGCUGGAAUUUGUAUUUUACUGAGAUUGUAUAAAAGUAUAUUGAAUAAUCUGUUUGAAGGAAAGAUGAGUGCAUUUACAGACACUUUGGUUAAUGCAUUCAUAUAGUGUGAUCACUUAUAGUUUGACUUUCAGAAUUUUCUUGGCAUUACGUUUAUAGAAAACGUAUGAUAAAAGAUAGCUGUUUGAAGUUUUGGUUAUAUUUUUAUAUUUGUAAAGUAACUGUUUGAUUAAAAUGGUCACUGUUUUGUUUUUUAAUUGUCAUUUCAAUAAAAAAAUUAAAAACUAGUAA
This is a messenger RNA of Sorex fumeus (smoky shrew), 5332 nucleotides long. It is a transcript of the gene NUDT21, whose product is annotated as nudix hydrolase 21. Gene Ontology annotation, molecular function: mRNA binding. The record is from RefSeq and is a predicted model, not a curated record. Gene Ontology annotation, cellular component: mRNA cleavage factor complex. The transcript is spliced from 7 exons. Bases 145 to 828 code for a protein of 227 amino acids. Lineage: Eukaryota; Metazoa; Chordata; Mammalia; Eulipotyphla; Soricidae.